Messenger RNA from Cyclopterus lumpus (lumpfish), 1214 nucleotides. It is a transcript of the gene cldni, whose product is annotated as claudin i. Gene Ontology annotation, molecular function: structural molecule activity. NCBI's taxonomy places the organism in Eukaryota, Metazoa, Chordata, Actinopteri, Perciformes, Cyclopteridae. Gene Ontology annotation, cellular component: plasma membrane; bicellular tight junction. Bases 106 to 744 code for a protein of 212 amino acids. The transcript is spliced from 3 exons. The record is from RefSeq and is a predicted model, not a curated record. Gene Ontology annotation, biological process: bicellular tight junction assembly; cell adhesion.
UGCAUCACAAAACAACAUCUUCAAAACAACGCUCAGCCAGGAAGAAAGGAGAACUUCACCUUUUACAUUUUUUCUUAUCAAGUUCAGAGGACACAGAAUAAAAGAAUGGGGUCUGUCGGAGUUCAGAUUGUGUGCGUGUCCCUCGGGGUCCUCGGCCUGAUCGGGGUCAUCAUUUGCUGCGCUGUCCCACGCUGGAAAGUGUCCUCCUUCACGGGAUCCAACAUUGUGACUGCAGUGAGCACUCAGGACGGUCUGUGGACGAGCUGUGUGGUGCAGAGCACCGGCCAGCAGCAGUGCAAGAACUACGACUCCCUGCUGGUGUUGGCCUCUGACCUGCAGGCCGCCCGCGCCAUGACCAUCAUCAGCAGCAUGUUAUGCUGCCUCAGCCUCCUAAUGGUGUUCUGCGGGGCCGACUUCACCACCUGCAUAGACAACGAAGACAUCAAGCCCAAGAUCAGCCUGGUGGCCGGCGUGGGCCUGCUGCUGGCCGGUCUCUUGGCCAUCAUACCCGUCAGCUGGUCCGCCCACAACAUUGUGCAAGACUUCAACAACCCCCUGGUGCCUAGUAACCUGAAGAGGGAGCUGGGAGCGUGUAUCUUUGUGGGUUGGGGCGCCGGCGUGCUGCUCAUUCUGGCUGGAGGUCUGCUCUGCUGCUUCAGCAGGGCCAAAUCUGGCGGCUCCGGUGGAACCGCCAAGUACUACAGCAACAGCGCCGCCUCCGCCCCCAAUAAAAACUAUGUGUAGUGGCUUUAUGAAGGGGACCACUAAGGUUUGACUCAAAGGAAGUGAGGGGGGUUUUAGUUGGUGAAAGACUGGGGGGCAACAAAGUUGUUGACACCAGGGGUUGUUUUUGGAAAAAAACUGAAAAAAGUGUCUGUAAAUACUGAAUUCUGAUUAUAACUGUAACCAAUUUCCAGUUUCUUUAAUUUUCAGUUACGUUGGUGAUAUUUUGAACAGUUUUACUUUCAGGUGCUAGGUUGUGCAUAUAUGCUAGUUAAAACAGACGCUGUAAUUUACACACAAUUUGUGAUUUUAGAAUUAAAAGUCUUUAUUUUCAUUGAAACGUUUGCCUUCAAGUGUAAAGUAAAAUUCAAGGUUAUGAAAAUGUGAAAAGCGUAUUUGUGAGAAAAACUAUAAUGUAAGCUCUACAGUAAACUCAACAUUUUAAGUAUAGAAACCCUGUCCUGCCUUUUUAGCCUCAUAUUUUCCAAAUA